AUGUCGGUCCAGCAGUGCUGUUUGGUGGUGCUCACCGUGUCGCUCCUGGCUUGCCUCUGCCCUCUUGUUGCAUCACAAAUUACCUACCCGUGGCGCAAUGGCUUCGUACAGGGCGCGAACGACACGGCGUACGAGUACUCGUGGAGCUUCGGCGAUGGCAGCAUGCCAGUGCAGGCCAACGAGAGCUGGGUGUCGCACACUUACACGAAGCCGGGCAUCUACGAUGUCAGCCUCAACGACGUCAUCAUUGUCCAGGGCAACCGCACCAAGGACUCGGUCUUGACCGUGUGGGCCUGCAUUCCCGAGGAGGACCGAAACAACCCUGACUACACCAUCACCUACAGUUGGGACUUUGGCGAUAAUUCGGUCGACGUGCCGCAGCUGAGGAGGAAUCAGGUCCUGACCCAUACGUACAACGCGUCGGGGUCCUUCAACGUCACCCUCAAGGUGGGUCUCGAUGGCGACGUCGGCACCAUGCAGGAGACCUUCAGCUCCGUCAUCAAGAUCGCCUCUGCCACGCCGGCGCCAGCAAAGAAGGAGAGCGACGAUGGCCUGAGCAGCGGCGACAUUGCAGGCAUCGUGACGGGCAUCAUUGUGGGCGUGGUCCUGGUGACUGUGGGCAUGGGCAUGGCGCUCAACUACGUCCAGCAGCGAAGGAAGAAGAGGAAUGAGGCGAUCAACGCCACCUCGACCCACUACGAGCUCCUCAUCGAGGACGGCGUGUAG
Molecule: messenger RNA, 726 nt
Organism: Acanthamoeba castellanii str. Neff
Lineage: Eukaryota; Discosea; Longamoebia; Acanthamoebidae
Product: PKD domain containing protein
Exons: 7
Coding region: 1-726 (241 amino acids)
Source: RefSeq, a predicted model, not a curated record